AUGAAGGUCAAGUGUUUGCAGCAAGUGCAAUACGGUAAAGACAUCAGAACGAGUUUUUAUUUAAGAAGAACUUUUUUGAACAAGCCUUGCUUUAGAGGUGUACGAUUUCUACAGAUCUUGAGAAUGCUUCAUGUCGAUCGACAAGGGGGAACAUGGAGGUUACUUGGUUCAGUCGUCUUCAUCCAUCGCCAAGAGCUGAUUACAACAUUGUAUAUAGGAUUUCUUGGCCUCAUUUUUUCCUCAUACUUCGUUUACUUAGCCGAAAAAGACCACAUAUCGCCUGAUGGGAAACAAGCUUUCACCAGCUAUGCAGAUGCCUUGUGGUGGGGAGUGAUAACAAUGACGACUAUUGGCUAUGGUGACGUAGUUCCACAAACAUGGCUUGGACGAAUCGUUGCCUCGUGUUUUUCUAUUUUCGCCAUCAGCUUCUUCGCUCUACCUGCUGGCAUUCUCGGAUCUGGAUUUGCGCUAAAAGUUCAGCAAAAACAGCGACAAAAGCACUUCAAUCGUCAAAUUCCCGCAGCCGCUACUCUAAUUCAGUGCUUAUGGAGAUGUCAUGCAGCCGAGAAGAAUAUUGCAGCAACAUGGUCGCGUAUAUAUUUCUCCUAA
This is a messenger RNA of Strongylus vulgaris, 609 nucleotides long. The record is from the annotation of a GenBank genome assembly. Lineage: Eukaryota; Metazoa; Nematoda; Chromadorea; Rhabditida; Strongylidae.